AUUUACUCCGUUUCAUCCUCCCUGUCAGUCGAGUUAUUCGCCUCUCUUUCCCUCCUCUCCUAGACUUGUGCUUUCUCCGGAGAGCCGUCCGUUGGAGGCAGGACUGAGGGCUGAUUGUGGAUUGCUGAGCCCGAGUCUGAUUGAGGUGUCAUGUGGGGUGACCGCCUGCUCUGAGGUGACAGGAAAUCACACGCAUCUACGGAGCUUAGCUCUCAACAGUUGACUCCAGGGGGAGGGAUGAAAAAACCCCAGCCGCUCGGAAAUCAGGAGCAUCUUGCCUUCAGUCAGAGCAGAAGUAUGACUGGAAGACACCCCCACAACUGAAGACAGGAUGCAGCAGUGGAACUCUACAGGUUCAGGGGAUCUUCUGGGGAACAGAAGUGACGCUGGGCUGAGCAAUGUGGAGCAGGUCCUUGUCCCGAUAUUAGACACACUGAUUCUGGUGCUAGGAGUCAGCGGGCACACCAUGGUGAUGGUGAUCCUGUGUGGGAGACGGAGAAGAGGGUUGGGGCGUAUUGGUCAUUCUCCUCAGAGCUCCAUGACGGGAACAGGAACCGAUGCCCUCCUGCUGGCUCUGAGCGCCUCAGACCUGCUUUUGCUCUCCAUGCUUCCCUUCCACACCGCUGCCAUCGCCAUGCAGCACUGGCCGUUCGGGGACAUCAUGUGUCGCCUGCUGGGCUUCUUGGGAUCGGCCUGUUCCUCGGCCAGCGUCUUCACGUUGGCCGCGCUGGCUGUGUCUCGCUAUCUGACCGUGGUGCACCCUAACACAGCCUACGGCCUCCUGUCCCCUCGUCGGGUGUCGAUAGCGGCCGUGCUCCUCUGGGUCCCGGCCUGCUGCCUGGCAGCUCCUCAGCUGGUUUUUCGCUCUGUGGGAAACCCUCGUAAAGCCCCUGAUGGUUUUGCUUGUUUUGCUUUCCAGUCCGACAGAGACCAGCUGAUCUACGGAUUGUCUCACUUCCUCAUGGCCUUCUUGCUUCCACUAGUCACCAUUGCAGUGGCAUACCUCAGGAUCUACAUAUUCUUGUGGGGGAGUCGGCGUGCAGGCACGGCCCCCCAAGUAGAGCGGUACCAGAGCAAAGUGACGCAGACGUCAGCCAUGUUGGUGCUGGCUUUUACCCUGUGCUGGCUGCCAUCCUAUGGCCUGAUGCUAGCCUUACUGGUGGCUGACAGCUCAGGCGCCACAGGUGCCUCACCACGCUACGGCGGCAUCAGCGUGUUCGCACGCGUCAUGGCGACCUCCUCUACAGUGAUGAACCCCAUCCUCUAUGUACUGAUGUCCCAAAAGUUCAGAGAAGACUUAAUGAGGCUGUUCAAGAGGGAAAGGCAGAAAGCCAAUGUGGCUGUGGCUAUGAAUGCUGCCUGACAACCACAUAACUGAACAGUUGACACAAACACUGAGCAAAGACUACUGGGAGUUGCAAUAAAACCAUUACAAGCUGAAUUGCUUUGCUGACACUCGUGAAAAAAUUGUAUAAAACCAUAACUCUCACGAGGAAAGUCUCUUUAACAAGGCAGAACAACGGCACUCACACAACAGGGGACAACAUUCAACGUCUCUGCCUCUUAACUACAUUACACUGCAAGUCUGGAUAUUGUACGAGAGGAUCAAACCGUGCUGGGAGGUGCAGCUCUGCAGGGACAGCGGGACAAACAAUCCUGAAACAUGCAUUCCUUGUGAAACAGUUUAAACAAAAAGUGUCUUUGGUAAACAUUAACGCUGCACCUGUGUUUUGUUCUACUGAGAUAAGGUGAAUGAAAGAGGUAACAUCUGUUGGCCUGUUUAUGUUUUAUUAAUAUUAUUUGCUCUGUUCUCACAGGACAUUACAAGGCCAUUUCUUUUGUUUCUAGUUUGGUUAAAACAUCAGAAUAAAAGCUUCCUGGAGUAUUUUGGGGAGAUCCAGCUGUUAACUCCUCCCGGAUGAUUUCUCACCGUGGGGUUUGAUAUUUUCAACUAAGGUUUUUUUCACUCAGAAAAGUGGAGUUUGCCAAGCCGACAGGCCCGUUAUGACU
Messenger RNA from Acanthopagrus latus (yellowfin seabream), 2010 nucleotides. Its product is annotated as delta-type opioid receptor. Gene Ontology annotation, biological process: immune response; G protein-coupled receptor signaling pathway. Bases 332 to 1363 code for a protein of 343 amino acids. The transcript has 2 exons. NCBI's taxonomy places the organism in Eukaryota, Metazoa, Chordata, Actinopteri, Spariformes, Sparidae. The record is from RefSeq and is a predicted model, not a curated record. Gene Ontology annotation, cellular component: membrane. Gene Ontology annotation, molecular function: G protein-coupled receptor activity.